Odocoileus virginianus texanus is the source of this 887-nucleotide messenger RNA. RefSeq names its product chromosome 16 C15orf40 homolog (gene C16H15orf40). Lineage: Eukaryota; Metazoa; Chordata; Mammalia; Artiodactyla; Cervidae. Gene Ontology annotation, cellular component: cytoplasm. The record is from RefSeq and is a predicted model, not a curated record.
CCUCACUCCCAGGCUCGCGCUUCGUGUUCCGGCAGCGCGGUGUGGCCUAUACACUCCUGGGAGGCUCUCGCCAGCAUUCAGUGCCCUACCCUUCCUCGGCUGUCUUCGCACCCCUCCGUCGGGAACGCACCACUUCCCAUUUCCCUUCCACCGUCUCUGCAAGGCCGAGUCCGAUUGGUUCCUAAGACUCGGCUCUAAAUUUGCUUCCUGCUGGGAGCUUUCCCGGCGUCCCGAGGCCGAACUGCCUCCUCCUCCGCUGCGCGUUGAUGCCCCGUGGGUGUGAGGUCGGCCUCCUAGCAUAGCGUACCAGUCCGCAGUCCGGGCUCCUUGAGGGCAAGUGCCAUGUGUCCUUAUUCAUCUUUACGCAUCCUUUGCCUCCUCCACACCGCCCUGGGUAAAAGCCAGAGCAAGGAACCAGAGAGACCACUUCCUCCGUUAGGUCCUGUGACAGUUGAUCCUAAAGGCGGUGUCAGCAUAGCCAUCCAUGCCAAACCUGGUUCCAAACAAAAUGCUGUGACAGACGUGACGACCGAGGCUGUGAGUGUAGCCAUCGCAGCGCCUCCGACGGAGGGAGAGGCUAACGCAGAGCUGUGUCGCUAUCUUUCCAAAGUCUUAGAACUCAGGAAGAGUGAUGUGGUUUUGGAUAAGGGUGGUAAAUCUCGUGAAAAAGUGGUGAAGCUUUUGGCCUCCACACCUCCAGAAGAGAUCUUGGAGAAAUUGAAAAAGCAAGUUGAAAAGAAAUAAAAGCAAGAAACGAAAAGUACGUCCUUGAGAAACUUUUUUUAUUGCUAAUGAUGGAGAGACUGUUAAAAUACACAGAAUGUGUAAAUAUAUUUAGUAAGAACAGGACUCAAGAAGUAUGAAGAUUAAAAGUACUGGACAUGGAA